AUGUCCCCCGAGCCACUACCAAAUACACCCAACAAAGCAUCCGGCCAUGAACCUAGUUUUUUCCCCUCCAGCCAUGAGCCCAUGACUGCCAAUGAGUUGCCAUUGGCUCCCACUGACCGGGAAAAGUCGAGCAGUCAUGUAAUCGACUCGGAGAAGCAGCCUGAAACCGAAACGGCUAACGAGCUGGCAGAGCAACCACCAGAGCAAGAGCUGCCGCCAGCGGAGGAUGACUUCCACCGCACCGCGUCUACAGUGGCGCCCUCGCAUCGCUCCGCGCAAAGGGACCCCAUGAGCCGAGUCACCACCGACCCAGAGGGCAAUAUCUACCCCGAGGGUGGUCUCCAAGCCUGGCUGGUCGUCCUCGGUAGUUUCCUCGGCAUGUUUGCGUCACUGGGCCUGGUCAAUACGAUCGGCACGUUUCAGGCUUACAUCGAAACUCACCAGCUGAAAGACUACAGCUCGGGCAAUGUUGCCUGGAUCUUUGGCAUGUUCGCUUUUUUGACCUUCUUCUGUGGGGUCCAGAUUGGUCCCAUCUUCGACGCCCGGGGCCCCCGGGCUCUAGUCUUCGCUGGCAGCAUCUGUGAGAUGGCAUUCAUCAUCCUCGUGGGGUUCUGUACUGAAUACUGGCAAUUUAUGCUGGUAAUUGGUGUACUCGGUGGAGUUGGUGCAUCUCUCGUCUUCAACCCUGCUAUCGCCGCUAUCGGGCACUUUUUCUAUGAAAGACGUGGUCUUGCGACUGGUAUUGCAGCGACGGGUGGUUCUAUCGGUGGCAUAGUCUUCCCACUCACCUUAGAGGCUCUCUUUCCAAAAGUCGGAUGGGGCUGGGCAACUCGAGUGGUCGCCUUGAUUUGUCUCAUCUCCUUCGGGUUUGCGAACCUUCUCAUCCGAUCGCGACUGCCGCAAAAGCCCUUCUCUAAAGAGAACAUCCUCCCAGACUUCCGUAUCUUCAGCGAUGUGCGAUUCUUGUUGACAACAAUGAGUGUUUUUUUCAUCGAAUGGGGUCUCUUUAUUCCGCUCAGUUUCAUCUCCUCGUACGCCCUCGACCAAGGCUUUUCCACCCAGUUCUCCUACCAGAUUCUCGCAAUUCUGAACGCAGGGUCUUUCUUUGGCCGAUGCCUUCCAGGCUUCUUUGCCGACUUUCUUGGUCGUUUUAAUACCCUAAUUGUAACGGUGGCUCUCUGCUUACUGUGCAAUGCGUGUCUGUGGCUUCCCGCUGGCAGCAGCCUAGCUUUACUCGUGAUCUUUGCCCUUAUAUUUGGGUUUGCUAGCGGUAGCAACAUUAGUUUGACACCUGUCUGCGUGGGUCAGCUCUGCAAGACCGAGCAUUACGGUCGAUAUUACGCUACUGCUUACACUGUUGUGAGCUUUGGUACUCUCACCGGUAUGCCUAUUGCUGGUGAGAUCCUGGCGCGCUGUAACGGGAAGUACUGGGGUCUGAUUGCAUUCACAACGGUUUGCUAUGCGUUCGGGUUGAUCUGCUGUACUGCCGUUAAAGUCAUCGAGGUUGGCUGGCGCAAGCCGCUGGCUAUUUACUAG
This is a messenger RNA of Penicillium chermesinum, 1536 nucleotides long. Its product is annotated as MCT family MFS transporter. Bases 1 to 1536 code for a protein of 511 amino acids. Gene Ontology annotation, molecular function: transmembrane transporter activity. Lineage: Eukaryota; Fungi; Ascomycota; Eurotiomycetes; Eurotiales; Aspergillaceae. Gene Ontology annotation, cellular component: fungal-type vacuole membrane. The record is from RefSeq and is a predicted model, not a curated record. Gene Ontology annotation, biological process: transmembrane transport. The transcript has 2 exons.